Messenger RNA from Penicillium olsonii, 1701 nucleotides. NCBI's taxonomy places the organism in Eukaryota, Fungi, Ascomycota, Eurotiomycetes, Eurotiales, Aspergillaceae. The record is from the annotation of a GenBank genome assembly.
AUGCCAACAAGUAUUCACGCUAACGCUGAAAUCCCCGCGAAACGCGUCGCUCCGACAAGCCGUGGAAGCUCAGCCUAUGCUCGCAAACGUGCUGUGAUUGCCUGUCAAGUAUGUCGGUCCCGUCGAACCAAGUGCGAUCAGAAGAAGCCCGCAUGCUCCUUCUGUGUGUCUAUCGGGGCUGAGUGUGUCUCCGACCCACCCGCGUUGUCAGCUUUCGAUCCAGCCAGCGUUGCCAUAAUUGAACGACUGGACCGACUGCAACAGGAAUUCAGCCACUUCGCCCGUGCUACAACAACAGCUUCUGAUCCCAAAGGUGAUGCGGGUUAUGAGCCACCGCCGAAGAACAUCAAUCUAGAUCACACGUCGCAGCAGCAAGUUCACCACAUUCUCAAGUGGCCAAUAUUUCGCAAUGAGACCAACCCUGCUUCAUUGCGAAGCCAAUCCCCAAAUUCUUCCGUGUCAUUCAAGAGUCCCAGUCACUGGCCAGAGACACCGAAAUCCACGGAUAACGGCGUUAUCAAUGACGAAACCCAUGCCCUACUGCUUGAUCAGUUUUUCGUUCAUGUGCACACUAGAAAUCCCAUCCUCGACGAAGUCAACACCCGUCAGAUAAGUGGGAAAGUUUUCAACCGAAGGAUAGGCUGGGACCUAGAGUCAUGCCUCAUUCUUCUCGUCUGGGCGAACGGAGCGGUGGGGUGUCCACUCCCUACUCUCGCCCUCUCUCGCAAAGAUUUUGAGCAGAGUCAGGGGGUAACAUUUUUCUACGCUGCACAACAGCGAUUAGGCAUCGCCUUUGCCCAUACAAACAUUCGUUCUGCCCAAUGCUUUUUUCUUGCUGGGGUGUUCCUUAUGUCUGCCAUACGACCAUUUGAUGCUUGGCGAAUGUUUUGCCAAGCUUUGAACAUUUGCAAGAUAGCCAAAAGGACCAUGACCUACAGUCCAGACGAAGCUGGUAUUUUAGAAAACCUAUUUUGGUCUUCUUGGAAGUCCGAGCGAGAGGUCAAUAGGGAGCUUUGGAUGCCAUCAAAACAUCCAGAUUUUGAGUUGCCGAAUGACUUCCCGGGUCUCCCAGCAAUAUGCAAAGAAGAGAAUCUCAAAACCUGGUAUUUUUAUUUGUCCGAAAUAUCAGCCUGGCGUUUAGAAACCCAAGUGGCGGAAGAAAGCACGAGAUUCGCCCUCGAGGUGAGUGGAAAUCUCGAGGACUUCACGCGGACUGCCAAUGGCCUCAUGGAACAAGUUUCAGACUGGCAAAGCUCGCUCGCUGCAGAUGUUUCCAUCACUGAUGAUCUUGAGGAGGGAGAUAUGCUACGACUGAUACUGAAAGCUCGCGCAUUGUAUAUCUCCGAGUUGAUCUCGUGGCCAUUUGUCUACGCACUAAUUCAUGACCGCAAAGAACCGACUCUUGAUUGUGUGCAGAAAUGGACGUCAAAGGGGUUAGAGACCCAUUUGCAAAAGUUAAAUAAUCAUCGUGUACAGUUCUAUCAUCGGCAUGCCGGGACAUGGCUUAUGAUUCGGAGCUGCGCCCGGAGUGUUGGCAUUCUGAUCGGCGCCUCGAAGUCUCCACGCGCGGAGGAUUUGAUGCCCAGGAAUUGGCGCAGAGCGGUGGAGGCAUCGCUUGAAAUGCUUCUAUUUUGGAAAGAGCAUGACAGCACGAUUGUGGACGUCGUUGAUGAUAUAUACGCUCUUUAUCAAGACCUUUGA